AUGGGUCAUGAAAAGAUCAUUAGGAGUUCUUAUGAAGAGGAAAACCUGUGUAGUAUUUGCCUAAGUCCAUUUUCAUAUUUAGAGAAAGAGGAGUCAGUUAUUAAAGAAAAUAAUAUAGAAAAAAAUAUUGAAGAUUGUUUAAAGCCAAGAAAGACAGAUAUUGCGUAUUUGGGGAAUUGUAGGCAUUUUUUUCAUUAUUAUUGUAUUGAAUUAUGGGUAAAGAUUGCAAAUACAUGUCCAGUGUGUAGAUAUUGUUUUGAUUAUAUAAGUCUAUCACGUUUUUUAGGAGGGCCCAUUUUUGCCCAUCAUCCAGUAGAAAAAAGAGUAAAAUCGGUUGAUUUUGAAGCAUUGAAUGAAGAGGAUAUUUGCCGUUGUAUUAUAUGUGGAAGCUGCGAAGAUGAACAAGUUCUUUUGUUAUGCGAUGGAUGUGAUGAUGGGUAUCAUACAUAUUGUUUAGGACUUGAUGAAGUUCCAAGACAAGAUUUUUUUUGUCCAACAUGUAUAACUCUUUCAGAAGAAUAUUUUUCUUAUGCUCCAAGACGUAGAGGAGCUAUGAGACGUUCAGGAUUGUUAAUUAUAGGACAACGGGUUAAUAGAAAUAAUCAUAGUGGUCGUGUAUCCAGUGGUUUAAAUAGAAGUACUAGGCAAGAAAGAAUGCGUAAUAUUUCUUUGAACAAUCGUUGGUUUCAAAGGGCUUAUCAUGAUUAUGGUUUAUGGGGCAUACGGAAUAAUGAAGCAGGAGGGGAAAGGAAUCAUACAUCUACUUCUUUGGCUUAUAGAGAUGAAUCAUCAUAUAAUUCAGGAAAGUCUCGAUCAGGAUUAUUGAGUUUGAGUCCUGAAGAAAAGGCUUGGAAAAUGUAUGAAGUUCAAAAGUGUGGUGAAAAGAUUGAAAAAUAUGAUGAUUCGUUUAAAGAUGAUUUUUUGUCUUUGACAUCUCAAAAAAAGUUUAAACGUCCCUUGAUAGCAAGAAAUGAAAUUAAGAAUAUGGGAUAUACUUCUGGAGAACGUAUCUCUAGUGUUUCAAACGAUGAUUAUUCUAUAUCCUAUGUUAAAGGAAAGGCAAAGGAGAAUAAUGAUAGUCAGUUAGGUUUUUUGCAAAAUUUGUUGAAUGAUAUAUCAAAUACUUCUAAUUAUUCAUAUCAAUUAAAGCAUGAUACAGAAUCUUUUGAAAAUUAUUACAAUAAAGUGUCAUAUGAUUCAGAAACAUCUAAAAAGAAAAAUAGUUCCGUUUUUAUUUCAAAUGUAUCGUUUACAGAUGAUAAUACUCAAAAGGAUUCUUUUCAAUCAAUUUCUGAUACAUUUUCGGGAACGCAAUCUAAAAAAGUCUAUCAUUCCUCAGCUAUGUCUUCUUCUAUGGCCUUAUCGGAAUCAUUUCUGACUACGUUUUCUUCUUUUUCAUCAAAGUCUACUUCUAAGUCUCCUAUUAUAUCUCCUGGAAGAAAAAUUGCAUUUACAAUUAAAAAAAAAAUUGAAAAAAUUGUUUCUAAAGAGCUGCGGUUAUAUUAUCCGGAAAAAAUAUCAAAGGAUACUUGUAAAUCAAUUAAUAAACGAGUUUGUAGAAUGAUUUAUGAGGAUGUUGCACUCUUAGGUGAACAUAUGUUUGAUGAUUUUGAUAAUCUAUGGUAUGAUAAAAUUAAAACUGAAAUCAUGCGUCUUAUAAAGGAUAUUGGACAUAUAUAA
Molecule: messenger RNA, 1680 nt
Organism: Pneumocystis murina B123
Lineage: Eukaryota; Fungi; Ascomycota; Pneumocystomycetes; Pneumocystales; Pneumocystaceae
Exons: 3
Coding region: 1-1680 (559 amino acids)
Molecular function (GO): zinc ion binding
Source: RefSeq, a predicted model, not a curated record